CAUUAGGCCCGUGUAAAAAAACCCUAGUCUCUUUAUAACUUUCAUUCUUUAUACCUCUCCAUCUUUAGGUUUCAGCCACCAGUCACAGCGAGAGAGAAAAUGCCGGCGGGUCACGGAGUGAGGGCGAGAACUAGAGAUCUCUUCGCGAGACCCUUCAGGAAGAAGGGUUACAUCCCACUCUCCACUUACCUCAGGACCUUUAAAGUCGGAGAUUACGUCGAUGUGAAGGUUAAUGGAGCUAUUCACAAAGGUAUGCCUCACAAGUUCUACCAUGGACGUACUGGUCGAAUCUGGAACGUCACCAAGCGCGCCGUUGGUGUCGAAGUCAACAAACAGAUUGGGAACAGAAUCAUAAGGAAGAGGAUACAUGUGCGUGUGGAGCAUGUGCAGCAGUCAAGGUGUGCUGAAGAGUUCAAACUCAGGAAGAAGAAGAACGAUGAGCUCAAGGCUGCAGCCAAAGCCAGAGGAGAGACGAUCAGUACCAAGAGACAGCCUAAAGGUCCUAAACCGGGUUUCAUGGUCGAGGGUAUGACCUUAGAGACUGUCACUCCUAUACCUUACGAUGUUGUCAACGAUCUCAAGGGUGGAUAUUAAGUUUUUAUUUGACAGAUUUUUGCACUUGUUUUUUUUUUUUCUUUCAUGUAUUUGAAGUAAGACUUGUUUCUUCUAUAUCGUAUGAGUAUGCAGUUCAGAUGUUAUUAGGAGAGAUUGUUUAUCAAAAUUUAUUUCCUUAUUGCAUCUGAUUUGGUU
This is a messenger RNA of Eutrema salsugineum, 750 nucleotides long. RefSeq names its product 60S ribosomal protein L21-1. Gene Ontology annotation, molecular function: structural constituent of ribosome. Gene Ontology annotation, cellular component: ribosome; cytosolic large ribosomal subunit. The transcript is spliced from 2 exons. NCBI's taxonomy places the organism in Eukaryota, Viridiplantae, Streptophyta, Magnoliopsida, Brassicales, Brassicaceae. Gene Ontology annotation, biological process: translation. The coding region runs from base 100 to 594 and encodes 164 amino acids. The record is from RefSeq and is a predicted model, not a curated record.